Messenger RNA from Dermacentor andersoni, 1196 nucleotides. NCBI's taxonomy places the organism in Eukaryota, Metazoa, Arthropoda, Arachnida, Ixodida, Ixodidae. The record is from RefSeq and is a predicted model, not a curated record.
CGGCUCUGUUCGCGAUGAAGCUGUUCUUGUUCCUGGCGCUUCUAGGCACCGCACUCGCGGCGACAAACUUUGAGAAGCAAUGCGGACCGAAGGCCGUGGUCGGGAUUUGCAGAGCUCGGCUGCCGAGGUAUUGGUUUAACAAGGAGACUGGCGAAUGCGAACUGUUCUAUUACGGAGGCUGUGGAGGCAAUGAGAACCGAUACCUGACGCAAGAGAAGUGCGAGGAGACAUGCCUAGACAAAAAACCCAUCCAGAAGUCAUACAUUGCUGAUGAAGCUUACAUUGGUAUCACGGAUGAACUCAUGGCUGCUGCCGCAAAUUCCGUGUGCCGAAAACCACCGCAUCCUGGUCCUUGCAUGGGUUCCUUCCCGCGCUUCUACUACGACCAGAAGACCAACUCUUGCCGUCUCUUCCUCUAUGGAGGAUGCGACAGCAACGGAAACAAUUUCGAAUCGCCCAUAGACUGCAUGCGCUUGUGCGGAUCCCCGAAGCCUGGGGAGCCCAUGCCGCGAAGAAAGGAAGAAGCGGCGACAAACUUUGAGAAGCAAUGCGGAUCGAAGGCCGAGGUAGGGAUUUGCAAAGCUCUGCUGCCGAGGUAUUGGUUUAACAAGGAGACUGGCGAAUGCGAACUCUUCUAUUACGGAGGCUGUGGAGGCAAUGAGAACCGAUACCUGACGCAAGAGAAGUGCGAAGAGACAUGCCUAGACAAAAAACCCAUCCAGAAGUCACACGUUGCUGAUGAGGCUUACAUUGGUAUCACGGAUGAACUCAUGGCUGGUGCCGCAAAUUCCGUUUGCCGAAAACCACCGCAUCCUGGUCCUUGCAUGGGUUCCUUCCCGCGCUUCUACUACGACCAGAAGACCAACACUUGCCGUCUCUUCCUGUAUGGAGGAUGCGACAGCAACGGCAACAAUUUCGAAUCGCCCAUAGACUGCAUGCGAUUGUGCGGAUCCACGAAGCCUGGAUUCCCCAUGCCGCGAGUUGCAUAGUAUAACAGAAAUCAGUUCCCUAAUAAUAUCUCCCCACUGAGGGGCCACUGCAUCGAAUCACAUCUGAAAAACAUGGUAGAGAAAUUAUUAAAGAAAAUCAGCAGUGGACAUUGAUCAAGCCAUUGUCCGGAGAUUAUUAUGCAGCACGUUCGAUUAUUAACUUUUGACCUACAUGUUGCUGCGAUCAAUAAAUGUGUUGCAAAGCUC